This is a messenger RNA of Zalophus californianus (California sea lion), 2219 nucleotides long. RefSeq names its product chromosome 17 C19orf54 homolog (gene ACTMAP). The record is from RefSeq and is a predicted model, not a curated record. The transcript has 6 exons. Lineage: Eukaryota; Metazoa; Chordata; Mammalia; Carnivora; Otariidae. Bases 667 to 1713 code for a protein of 348 amino acids.
GUGUUGCGGCCGCCAUUUUGGUGGAAGGGGAGGUGCGUUUUACUCUCUGGCUCCAUUACCUAUACCGGCGGUGUCGCGGCUUUCAGCGUCCUCCGAUCUCUGAGACUUCCCCGACCCAGAGGACUUUUCCUUUUGCGCUCUGAUUCCAGGACCUUCUCCACGACUAAGCCAUUCUCCCUGCCAGGUGUCCUUUUGAUCUCUUGACCUCUGAUUCAAAGGUCAGCUCCAAGGUUCCGAACUCGGGCCUGGGACGUGAGGGGUCACAGAGCCAAAAUUCCCUAGUUUUUAGCCCUGGGUCCCCCAAAUCCCACCCUUUAGGCUCCCCACCCCAGAUCUGAGCAUUCGUUUUCCCAGAAUUGACUCCGGAGUUUUACAAACCUUUCCCGGGUUAUACAGUAACCCUUAACUAAAUCCCCCUUCUUGAGCCUUGCAACCCAGCCCCAAACUACAAAUCUCGUUCCGGAUAAAGGACCCGCCCUGUUAACCCCCUGCUUCCAUGGUUCCAAAUGUCAGUCCUGGUCCUUUCAGGCCCACUACUCAGCACACAAGUCCUGGAACUCCGCGCUAAAACCUUCAGAACGCCCAUCCCUGUGACUAACUCAUUUUAGAGCAUCCAUCCCGCCCCCAUUCUUGACCUUCCGGCCCUUGCGUGCCAUAGACCCCAAGAUGAUUUCUCCGUGCUCUCCUCCGGUAGAGCCCCCAGCCUCUCCACAAACCCCUGUUCCCCAAGCCCCCAUCACUCCACUUCCUGUACCCCCAAAUGUCCCCAAUGUAGCUUUUUCACCCCCCUCCAGUCUCCAGGCCCCUAUCCCCCCACCACCACCCCCACUGCCACCUCCACCCGCUGUGAGGGGACUGGCUCCCCCUCACGUCUUCGGCCUAGAGAAGAGUCAGCUCCUGAAGGAGGCCUUAGAGAAGGCCGGCCCAGUCCCCAGGAGCAGAGAUGACGUGAAGAGGCUCCUGAAGCUGCACAAGGACCGUUUCAGAAGUGACUUGCAAUGGAUCCUCUUCUGUGCCGACCUGCCCUCCCUCAUCCAGGAAGGCCCUCAGUGCGGGCUGGUGGCCUUGUGGAUGGCAGGCACACUGCUGGCACCGCCCAGCGGCAUCCCCCUGGAGAGACUUGAGCAGAUGGCCAUGGAGAGAGGCUACACAGCCCAGGGAGAGAUGUUCUCCGUGGCCGACAUGGGCAAGCUGGCCCGGGAGGCACUGGGCUGCCAGGCUGAGCAGCUCCAUGGUGGCCUGGGCGGUCCCAACAGAGCCCCUGUCCUGCAGCACCUUGUCUCCGGACAUCCCCUGCUCAUCCCCUACGACGAGGACUUCAACCACGAGCCAUGUCAGAGGAAGGGCCACAAGGCCCACUGGGCGGUGAGCACAGGGGUCCUGCUGGGUGUGCGGGCCGUGCCAAGCCUCGGCUACUCUGAGGACCCCGAGCUGCCAGGUCUGUUCCACCCAGUGCCCAACACGCCCCGCCAGCCACCAGCCCUGCCAGAGGAAGGCUCCCCAGGAGCCGUCUACCUUCUCUCCAAGCAGGGCAAGAGUUGGCAUUACCAGCUGUGGGACUACGACCAGGUCCGGGACAGCAAUCUACAGCUGACGGACUUCUCGCCGUCACGGGCCACGGACGGCCAGGUAUACGUGGUGCCUGCAGGCGGGGUGCGGGCCGGCCUCUGUGGCCAGGCCCUGCUCCUCAGACCCGGGGACUCCAGCCACUAGCCUGCUGCAGCCCUGAGGCCGGCUGACAGGGCCCCCGGCCACAGCUUGGGGUCUGUCACUGUGUGAAGAGUGCUCCGGUUUCUCCCUUUGCAAGAGCCCGCCAAGUGUAGGCUGUGUUCCUGAAGACCUCCAGCCAGAGACCCUCUGCGCGGAGGCCCCCUCCCACCCGUCCGUCCGGUCCCAGGCCCCUUCUCCCAUGCCCACUCCCCCCAGUAUUGGGCUCCUGAUGUGUGGCUGGGGUUCAAGCCAGGAGCCAACCAGACAGGCUCCCUCUCCAGGGAAGAGAUUUGGCCACAGCUCGGCCCUCAGGUCCUGCCUGUCUGCCCCACCUCAGUGUUGCAUCCAGCCAUUUCUCACUGGUGACCAGCCUCCCUUAAAGCACCCGCCUCGGGCGCCUGGGUGGCUCAGUUGGUUAAGCGACUGCCUUCAGCUCGGGUCAUGAUCCUGGAGUCCCUGGAUCGAGUCCCGCAUCGGGCUCCUUGCUCAGCGGGGAGUCUGCUUCUCCC